AUGGCAGAUCUGAAAGUCGAGCUGACUGCGCCCAAUGGGCGGAAAAUCACCUUGCCCACUGGUCUUUUCAUAAACAACGAGUUUGUCAAGGCGAGUUCGGGUGAGAAGAUCACCAGCAUCAACCCCUCGGACGAAAAGGAAAUCUGCUCCGUCGAGGCGGCCUCUGCGGAUGACAUUGACAAGGCCGUCAAAGCCGCUCGUGCAGCCUUCAAUGACCCUUCGUGGCGCGAUCUCCCUGCCACGGACCGCGGCGCCCUCAUGUACAAGUUCGCAGACGUCCUCGAGGCAAACAAGGAAACACUUGCCACGCUUGAGACGUGGGACAACGGAAAGCCAUACAGUGUCGCGUUGAACGAGGACUUGGGCGAGGUCGUGUCCACCAUCCGAUACUAUGCGGGAUGGGCGGAUAAGAUUCAUGGCGAGACAAUCCCAACCAACCCCCAGAAGUUUGCCUACACCCUCAAGCAGCCCAUUGGCGUCUGCGGCCAGAUCAUUCCCUGGAACUACCCUCUGGCCAUGGCCGCAUGGAAACUGGGACCGGCUCUCGCAUGCGGCAACACUGUAGUUCUCAAGCCCGCGGAGCAGACGCCCCUGUCGAUUCUCUACCUCGCGAGUCUCGUUCCGGGUAUCUUCCCUCCUGGUGUCAUCAAUAUUGUGAAUGGUUUCGGAAGGGAAGCAGGACACGCUCUCGCCUCCCAUUUGGAUGUGGACAAGAUUGCCUUUACUGGCAGCACCACCACAGGUAAACAAAUCAUGAAGACAGCCAGCGUCAACAUGAAGAACAUCACCUUGGAGACUGGCGGCAAAUCACCCCUUCUUGUCUUUGACGAUGCCGAUCUCGAGCAAGCCGCCAAAUGGGCCCACAUUGGCAUCAUGUCAAACAUGGGUCAGAUCUGUACGGCCACCUCCCGCGUGAUUGUUCAGGAAGGUGUCUACGACAAAUUCGUUCAGCUAUUCAAAGAGGUUGUCAAGACCACGUCCAAGGUCGGCGACCCAUUUGCCGACGAUACGUUCCAAGGCCCUCAGGUGACCAAGGCUCAAUAUGAGAAAGUCCUCGGAUACAUUGAGAGUGGAAAGUCGGAAGGCGCGACCCUGGCAACCGGAGGUGUUCCGUACAAGAACGUCGGUGACGGAAAGGGUUUCUUUAUCGAGCCCACCGUUUUCACAGGCGUCAAAGACAACAUGAAAAUCUACCGCGAAGAGAUCUUCGGCCCCUUUGUGGUCAUUGCAUCAUUUAAAACGGAGGACGAUGCGGUGCGCAUGGCGAAUGACACGACUUAUGGCCUGGGCAGCGCAUUGUUUACCAGCAACAUCGAGCGAGCACACCGUGUGGCGGGCAGGAUUGAGGCUGGUAUGGUCUGGAUCAACUCGUCAAACGAUUCGGACUUCAGAGUGCCAUUUGGUGGCGUCAAGCAGAGCGGCAUCGGACGAGAGCUCGGCGAGGCUGGCCUGGCGGCAUAUACCCAAACAAAGGCGGUGCACGUUAAUCUGGGAUUGAAGUUGUAA
Messenger RNA from Fonsecaea nubica, 1506 nucleotides. RefSeq lists its product as hypothetical. Lineage: Eukaryota; Fungi; Ascomycota; Eurotiomycetes; Chaetothyriales; Herpotrichiellaceae. The transcript is spliced from 2 exons. Bases 1 to 1506 code for a protein of 501 amino acids. The record is from RefSeq and is a predicted model, not a curated record. Gene Ontology annotation, molecular function: oxidoreductase activity, acting on the aldehyde or oxo group of donors, NAD or NADP as acceptor.